AAGAUAAGAAGAUUAAUGAACUUCUGGACUUGAAGUAUAAGAAAAAGAUACAUAAUACCCCUUUGGCAAUGUUGAUUCUACCAAUACUACCCAUUUCUUUAGUAUUGAUUGAUUCAUCACGUAAGGCAAAAACCAUUUCCAGUAGAAAUGAUCAGAGAAAGGUUUUGUCAAAAUCUUCUGAGCUGAUACAAAUUGGUUCUGAUGACAGGUAUAAUUUUGAUUCUUUUAAUGACCUUAUUGAGCUUAACAAGAACAAAGCUGUGGAACAAGAUUUGAUACAAGAAUUACGAUGCUGUGGUGAUUCUAGAGUAUUUAAUGAUAGGAAGGAUAUUGCCACAAGUCAGUAUGACAGUGCCGAAAUUAACGAGUCUUGUGCUACCCAAAUUUCAAAGACCCUCAUUUCAGAUGCUGAAACUCACCCCAUGAAAAAGAAAUCAGUGAAGUUGGCAUGGCCAAGAUAA
This is a messenger RNA of Acaulospora morrowiae, 461 nucleotides long. Lineage: Eukaryota; Fungi; Glomeromycota; Glomeromycetes; Diversisporales; Acaulosporaceae. The record is from the annotation of a GenBank genome assembly.